CCGGCGGCGGCCGGGCCCGGGCUCCUGAGGCGGCUCCUGAGGCGGCUCCUGAGGCGCCGCGGGGAUGGCUGACGAAGGGGCCGUUACCGUCUGCGUGCGGCUGCGGCCGCUCCUCGCCAGGGAGAGCGCUCUGGGGGACGAGGCGGCGCCUCACUGGAGGAGCGAGGGGAACACGGUCUCAGAAGUGAGCGGUGCCCGAGCCUUCAGCUACGAUCGUGUCUUUCACUCAAGUGACAACACACAGCAAUUGUACGAAGGUGUAGCUGUUCCAAUUAUACAAUCAGCCGUGCAAGGAUACAACGGCACCAUCUUUGCUUAUGGACAGACCUCCUCAGGGAAGACGUACACCAUGAUGGGGAACGAAGAUUGUGUAGGCGUUAUUCCUAAGGCAAUCCAACAUGUCUUCAAACUUAUUUGUGAGAUUCCAGACAGAGAAUUCUUGUUAAGAGUUUCCUACAUGGAAAUCUACAAUGAAACCAUUACGGAUUUGCUUUGUGAUACCAGGAAAAAGAAGCCUCUAGGAAUUCGUGAGGAUGUUAAUAGAAAUACAUUUGUAGAAGACCUCACUGAAGAGGUGGUUGUUUCCCCAGAAGAAGUUAUGGAAUGGAUCAGGAAAGGAGAAAAAAAUCGCCAUUAUGGGGAAACAAAAAUGAAUGAACACAGCAGCCGUUCUCACACCAUCUUCAGAAUGAUAAUUGAAAGCCGAGAACGAAGUGACCUUGCAAAUGCAAACUGUGAUGGAGCAGUGAUGGUGUCGCACUUGAACUUGGUAGAUCUGGCAGGCAGUGAAAGAGCUAGUCAAACAGGAUCUGAAGGUCUCCGACUGAAAGAAGGCUGCAAUAUAAAUCGGAGUUUGUUCAUUCUGGGCCAAGUUAUCAAAAAGCUUUGUGACGACCCUUCUGGUUUCAUAAAUUACCGUGACAGCAAGCUGACUCGAAUUCUACAGAACUCUCUUGGAGGAAAUGCUAAGACGGUUAUUAUUUGUACAAUCACUCCUGUUUCUUUUGAUGAAACACUCAGUACUCUUCAGUUUGCCAAUACAGCCAAAGGAAUGAAGAAUACGCCAAAAGUCAAUGAAGUUCUUAAUGAUGAUGCCCUCCUGAAGAGAUAUCGCAAAGAAAUUCUGGAUUUGAAAAAGCAGCUGGAGGAAGUGUCUCUGAAGACUCAACUUCACGCGGUGGAAAAAGAUCAAUUGGCCCAGUUGCUGGAAGAAAAAAAUUCUCUUCAGAAAGCGCAGGAGGAUAGGAUACGAAAUUUAACUGAAAUGCUGGUGACUUCUGCCUCGUUUUCAGCAAAACAGGAUAUUAAAGCCAAGAGAAGAAGAAGAGUUACAUGGGCUCCUGGUAAAAUAACCCAGAAGAAUGUGAAUUAUUUUGAAGACUUUGAAAAAACGGAAUUGACUGAAACAAAAAAAAUGAAAGCGUCCCUGUCUUUACUACCAGGUGGAGAGGGUUCUACAUUUUCUGAGAGUUCUGAAAAUGACAACCAACGUUUAACUCUUCCCGAUCAAAUUUCGGAUACAGAGUGGACUCCUGGACCUGACAUGAACUGGACUCUGAAAGACUUUGAAGAAUCUAUACAACGCUGUGAAGUUUCAACGCUAGAAAAGGACCUUGCUGUCAGUGAAGUCAAUGUCCUAAAAGCUAACUUGAAUAAAGUCGUAUUAGAAAAUGAACAGCUGAAAUUAGAAGUAAAUGAAAUGAAGGCGAAACUGAAGGAAAAGAGAGAAACAGAAGAAUUUGAAAUGCUGGAAAAGCAAACACAAAAAGAGCAUGAGACAGAACUAAUGCAUGAAGUUACCAGCCUAAAGAAUGUAGUUUCAAAUGUGGAAGCGCACAAUGUAGAACUUGAGGCAGAAAUAAGCUCCAAAUUGGAACAGCUGAAAGAGAAAGAGAACAAAAUAAAGACAUUACAGAAUCGUGUGGAAGAAUUGCAGAAAGCAGGAGUGGAAAAAAAGGACGCAUGUGUUUCAGCUGUAAAUAGAGAUUUUGGUAAACUACUUGAGGAAGUUCAACAGUUGACCAAAUCCCUCUUAGAUAGUGAAGCUAUAGCCUUGGAUGCCAAAAAAGAGUCGUCUUUUCUCAGAACUGAGAAUCUGGAGCUGAAGGAGAAAAUGAAUGAACUCUUAAGUAAUUACAAGCAAAUGCAAAAGGAUGUGCAACUCUAUCAAAGUCAAAUAGAAGCAGGAAAAGCCAGCUACAAAAAGAUGGAAGCUGACUUGCAGAAAGAAUUGCAGUCUGUAUUUCAAGAAAACACAAGAUUAACUUCACUGAUGGAGGGUAAAGUUCCAAAAGAUUUGCUUUCUGUUGUGGAGCUGGAAAAAAAGGCAUCUGAUAUAAAAGCGGAGCUAGAAAAAGCGUUGGAAGAGAAUGCACUCCUACAAAAACAAACUCUCGAAAAAUGUGAGGAGCUACGCUUACUAGAACUGGAAAGAGAAAAGCUGCUCUCUGAGGCAGCUGAUAAUGAAGUUAAACUGAAGUAUAUGACUGAAGAAAUUGGGAAACUGAAAGAAGAUCUAGCAGAUGUACAGCUUAAGUAUGAGAACUCCGAUCAGGAAUAUGUAGCACUUAAGCAGCUGCAUGAAGAACUAGAACUAAAAUACGUGGCUGCGUCAGAGAACAGCGAACAAAUGAAACUCCAAAUAGAACGUCUAUCUAAAGAAGCAGAAGAGUCUGAAACAGCCUUGGACGAUGUGAAAUUGGAGCUCUCUAACAAAAUGAAAGAGUUGGAAAAAAAGACAGCAGAGCAGGAGCAUCUUCUUGGUGUAAGAGAGGAUCUUAUUCAGACUCAGCAGAAGCUAAAUGAAAUGGAACAAUUGAAAGAGCAAGAGAAGAUUAUGGAAUCGAGAUUGGAGGCCAAGGAUUCAGAGUUACAGGCAGUUCUUCAACAGCUUAGUGGAUGUCGGGAAGAAAUAAAAACUCUCACUCAGGAAAGAGAUGACCUGAAACAAAGAGAGGAGACUCUCCAAGCUGAGAAAGACCAGCUCAGUGAAGAUAUCAAGGACACUGUUUCAAUGAACAUUUUAGCGCACGAAGAACUGAGAAAUGCACAGAGUUCUUUGAAGCAGUCCCAGGAAACUGUUAAGAAAUUGGAGAAAAGUCUUUCUGAAAAAGAGUCUCAGAUGCUGAGUGUUGAGGAGACACUAAGGAAAACCAUCAGUGACCUUGAAAGACAGCUGGCUGAAGUAACUGAAAACCUGACUCGUGUCUCUUCUGAGUAUGACACGCUACUUGCAGAAAAAGAACAGGCUGAAAGAAGAAUGAAGGAGCACGUCUGUCCGGAGCCUGAGAAAGUUGCUGUACUUAAUCAGGAGAAAGAAGAACUGCAGCAAAUGGUAGAGGUCUCUAAAGCAGAGAGAGAGCAGUUAGAGGCUAACUGUCAGGAAAGCAAGAAGAGAUUGUCAGAAGUUCUGACAGAAAUGGAAAGUCUGCAGGAAGAACUAAAGCAUCAUAAAGAGCAAGCUGCUAUUCAGAAGAACUUGAUAGCAGAAGGAGAAGAGAAACAGCAAAAGACUGAAGAAAAACUAACUGAAGAAAUAAACAGACUGAAAGAGAAGAUAAACGCGUUGAGUGAGGACUUGAAUUUGGUAACUAAGGAAAGGCAACAGCUGCUGGGAGAACUAAAAGAGAAGACUGAAAGUGAAAACAAAGACAAUGAACUUCAACAACUAGAGAAAAGAUGUGCUGUGUUAGCAUGGGAGAGAGAUGAGUUUGAGGAACUGCUGGAAGCUGUCCAAGCAGAGAAGAACAAACUGGAGGUUAACCUACAGAAGAGUGUUGAUAAGCUUGUUGAAACAGAAAACGAAUUGAAGCGGCAGCAAGAACUCCUCAGCAAUGAGAAGAUCAAAGCUGAAGAAAGGGAGGAACGUCUGUUGAAGGUUCAGAGGAGGUCAGAGAUUGUACAGGACAGCCUAACAAGUAAGAUUCAGCAGUUAACUGAGACGCUAGAUAGUGUAUCAAAUGAAAAAGAACGGCUAUUGGCUGAGAGAACUAGUCAUUCUUGUCAGCUUAAAGAACAAAUGUCAUCCGCUACUGAAGAAAAAGAUGAGCUACAAAAACUUCUUCAGGACAUCAGGUCUGAACGGGACCAGCUCAGCAUGGAAUUGCAAAAAACCUCUGAGAUGUAUAUUGAAACGAGUGCUGAACUGGAAUGUGCUCUAAGUAAACUGAAGGAGAGAAGCCUGAGCGACGUGUCUGUUCAAGUGGAUGCACUGGAUAACGCAGAACAGAUGGAUGAUGACAGCCUGAAGGCAAAAACCAUGCAAAUCAAGGAGCUUCUGGAGCUAUUCCCAAGUGUGGAGAAGAGGUAUGAGUGUCUCACCAUGAUGUCUCGUAGUAAGGAGGAGGAUCUGAAUAGCCAGAAAGCAGUGAUAGCUGCGAUACUGACUCAGCUUUCACCAGAACAAAAUAAGCAAGUCAAAAGACUCCAAAUGGAAAAUGAGAAAAUCAACACUCAUUUCCAGCGUUUAUUGGACAGACUCAAGUUCCAAUUCCGUCAUCUUUGCUCCAAGAAAAUGGAGUAUCAUGCUACUGUGAACAAGUAUGCAAUGGAAUUGCUUGAGGAAAAGAGAAAACAAGAUCAGCUGCAAGCUCAAAUUCGGUGUCUCAAGGAGUUUCAUUUGAACCAGAAGGAAAUACCUGCUCGAGUGGUAAACAUCGGCGAAGUGCUGCAGAGUUUGCAUUUGGAUGCAGAGAAUAUUAUCAAAGACAUAGCAGAAAUGGAAAGUGAACUUCUCAGCAUAGAGGCAGAGUUACAGAAGGAAGAAAGUGCUGGAAAAGAAACAGCACGGUUCUGGAAAGCUUGUUCAGGACUCCACUGUGAUGCAGAAGAACUUAAAGAAGCGCUAAGAAAAGACAAUGAAAGGCUUUUACAAGUCAUUAAGUUCUGGACUGCAAAAGUGAAGACAUUCUCUCCACUGAAUUCAGAGUUGAAUGACAGAACUUCCAACUACUGCAAAAAUGCUGAUGCUGAAUAUAAACGGACAAAAGAGAAAACUGAAGAGUUGCUUCAGGAACUAAACACCCUUAAGGAACAACUGGCCCCUGGUGGCUCUGCUCAUCUUCUGCUAGAAGAAGAAAACAACAGACUUCAUAACCGCUUAAAGGCUGCAGAACAAGAUAAAAAGGCUAUGGAAGUAGAAAUCCAAAAGUUGGAAAACAUAGUAAAGGAAGCGGAAAAAAAUGUCAGAGAAAAAGAUGACAGGAUAAUCAGUUACAAGCACAGAUGAGAGUAAAAGCAGCUACUGAGUGAGCUCACCCAGCUGGAAGCCAAACUGAAUGAGACAGAGAAAUGCCUCAGCACUGUCCUAGCAGAAAAUCGGAGUCUCCAGGAAAAAUUAAAUAAAGGUGCCGAGUUGUACAAAGAAGAAAUUGAUAAUCUCAAAACACAGUUGGUAAGAUAUGACAUGGACAGAAUGAAGCAAUCAAAGAUUUUGAUAUGCAUGGUGUCUAAAGAAACUCCUCAGCAAUACCAAAAGCCCCUUACUUGUGGUGGUGGCAGUGGUAUAGUUCAGAGCACACACGUGCUUGUUUUAAAAUCUGAACAAGCGAAGCUACAGAAAGAGAACUUGCAGCUGAAGAAACAAAUUGAUGAUCUACUAAGUAAUGAGGCUCAAUUGAAAGACGAAUUUAGAAAAUGGAAAGAGAGAGCGCUAAAAUUGAAAGAAAAAUCUUCGAGAGAGACUACUCGAGAGACAGCACCAAGGUCUCCAGGGAAGAAAGUGUCAGAUUCCCUUAAAGAGCAAAUUCCGUCCUUCAAAGAGCCUCCUUCUCAGGAAACGAUUCCAGACAGAGAAUUCUUGUUAAGAGUUUCCUACAUGGAAAUCUACAAUGAAACCAUUACGGAUUUGCUUUGUGAUACCAGGAAAAAGAAGCCUCUAGGAAUUCGUGAGGAUGUUAAUAUAUAUCUUUCUGGACCUAUUCUGAGGGAAUCUCCCUUACCAAUAAAAAUCGCCAUUAUGGGGGAAACAAAAAUGAAUGAGCACAGCAGCCGUUCUCACACCAUCUUCAGAAUGAUAAUUGAAAGCCGAGAACGAAGUGACCUUGCAAAUGCAAACUGUGAUGGAGCAGUGAUGGUGUCGCACUUGAACUUGGUAGAUCUGGCAGGCAGUGAAAGAGCUAGUCAAACAGGAUCUGAAGGUCUCCGACUGAAAGAAGGCUGCAAUAUAAAUCGGAGUUUGUUCAUUCUGGGCCAAGUUAUCAAAAAGCUUUGUGACGACCCUUCUGGUUUCAUAAAUUACCGUGACAGCAAGCUGACUCGAAUUCUACAGAACUCUCUUGGAGGAAAUGCUAAGACGGUUAUUAUUUGUACAAUCACUCCUGUGUCUUUUGAUGAAACACUCAGUACUCUUCAGUUUGCCAAUACAGCCAAAGGAAUGAAGAAUACGCCAAAAGUCAAUGAAGUUCUUAAUGAUGAUGCCCUCCUGAAGAGAUAUCGCAAAGAAAUUCUGGAUUUGAAAAAGCAGCUGGAGGAAGUGUCUCUGAAGACUCAACUUCACGCGGUGGAAAAAGAUCAACUGGCCCAGUUGCUGGAAGAAAAACUUUCUCUUCAGAAAGCGCAGGAGGAUAGGAUACGAAACUUAACUGAAAUGCUGGUGACUUCUGCCUCGUUUUCAGCAAAACAGGAUAUUAAAGCCAAGAAAAGAAGAAGAGUUACAUGGGCUCCUGGUAAAAUAACCCAGAAGAAUGUGAAUUAUUUGAAGACUUUGAAAAACGAAUUGACUGAAACAAAAAAAAUGAAAGCAUCCCUGUCUUUACUACCAGCUACAUUUUCUGAGAGUUCUGAAAAUGACAACCAACGUUUAACUCUUCCCGAUCAAAUUUUGGAUACAGAGUGGACUCCUGGACCUGACAUGAACUGGACUCAGAAAGACUUUGAAGAAUCUACGCAAUGCUGUGAAGUUUCAAUGCUAGAAAAGGACCUUGCUGUCAGUGAAGUCAAUGUCCUAAAAGCUAACUUGAAUAAAGUCGUAUUAGAAAAUGAACAGCUGAAAUUAGAAGUAAAUGAAAUGAAGGCGAAACUGAAGGAAAAGAGAGAAACAGAAGAAUUUGAAAUGCUCGAAAAGCAAACACAAAAAGAGCAUGAGACAGAACUAAUGCAUGAAGUUACCAGCCUAAAGAAUGUAGUUUCAAAUGUGGAAGCGCACAAUGUAGAACUUGAGGCAGAAAUAAGCUCCAAAUUGGAACAGCUGAAAGAGAAAGAGAACAAAAUAAAGACGUUACAGAAUCGUGUGGAAGAAUUGCAGAAAGCAGGAGUGGAAAAAAAGGACGCAUGUGUAAAUAGAGAUUUUGGUAAACUACUUGAGGAAGUUCAACAGUUGACCAAAUCCCUCUUAGAUAGUGAAGCUAUAGCCUUGGAUGCCAAAAAAGAGUCUUCUUUUCUCAGAACUGAGAAUCUGGAGCUGAAGGAGAAAAUGAAUGAACUCUUAAGUAAUUACAAGCAAAUGCAAAAGGAUGUGCAACUCUAUCAAAGUCAAAUAGAAGCAGGAAAAGCCAGCUACAAAAAGAUGGAAGCUGACUUGCAGAAAGAAUUGCAGUCUGUAUUUCAAGAAAACACAAGGUUAACUUCACUGAUGGAGGGUAAAGUUCCAAAAGAUUUGCUUUCUGUUGUGGAGCUGGAAAAAAAGGCAUCUGAUAUAAAAGCGGAGCUAGAAAAAGCGUUGGAAGAGAAUGCACUCCUACAAAAACAAACUCUCGAAAAAUGUGAGGAGCUACGCUUACUAGAACUGGAAAGAGAAAAGCUGCUCUCUGAGGCAGCUGAUAAUGAAGUUAAACUGAAGCAUAUGACUGAAGAAAUUGGGAAACUGAAAGAAGAUCUAGCAGAUGCACAGCUUAAGUAUGACAACUCCGAUCAGGAAUAUGUAGCACUUAAGCAGCUGCAUGAAGAACUAGAACUAAAAUACGUAGCUGCGUCGGAGAACAGCGAACAAAUGAAACUCCAAAUAGAACGUCUAUCUAAAGAAGCAGAAGAGUCUGAAACAGCCUUGGACGAUGUGAAAUUGGAGCUCUCUAACAAAAUGAAAGAGUUGGAAAAAAAGACAGCAGAGCACGAGCAUCUUCUUGGUGUAAGAGAGGAUCUUAUUCAGACUCAGCAGAAGCUAAAUGAAAUGGAACAAUUGAAAGAGCAAGAGAAGAUUAUGGAAUCGAGAUGGGAGGCCAAGGAUUCAGAGUUACAGGCAGUUCUUCAACAGCUUAGUGGAUGUCGGGAAGAAAUAAAAACUCUCACUCAGGAAAGAGAUGACCUGAAACAAAGAGAGGAGACUCUCCAAGCUGAGAAAGACCAGCUCAGUGAAGAUAUCAAGGACACUGUUUCAAUGAACAUUUUAGCGCACGAAGAACUGAGAAAUGCACAGAGUGCUUUGAAGCAGUCCCAGGAAACUGUUAAGAAAUUGGAGAAAAGUCUUUGAAAAGAGUCUCAGAUGCUGAGUGUUGAGGAGACACUAAGGAAAACCAUCAGUGACCUUGAAAGACAGCUGGCUGAAGUAACUGAAAACCUGACUCGUGUCUCUUCUGAGUAUGACACGCUACUUGCAGAAAAAGAACAGGCUGAAAGAAGAAUGAAGGAGCACGUCUGUCCGGAGCCUGAGAAAGUUGCUGUACUUAAUCAGGAGAAAGAAGAACUGCAGCAAAUGGUAGAGGUCUCUAAAGCAGAGAGAGAGCAGUUAGAGGCUAACUGUCAGGAAAGCAAGAAGAGAAUAAACGCGUUGAGUGAGGACUUGAAUUUGGUAACUAAGGAAAGGCAACAGCUGCUGGGAGAACUAAAAGAGAAGACUGAAAGUGAAAACAAAGACAAUGAACUUCAACAACUAGAGAAAAGAUGUGCUGUGUUAGCAUGGGAGAGAGAUGAGUUUGAGGAACUGCUGGAAGCUGUCCAAGCAGAGAAGAACAAACUGGAGGUUAACCUACAGAAGAGUGUUGAUAAGCUUGUUGAAACAGAAAACGAAUUGAAGCGGCAGCAAGAACUCCUCAGCAAUGAGAAGAUCAAAGCUGAAGAAAGGGAGGAACAUCUGUUAAAGGUUCAGAGGAGGUCAGAGAUUGUACAGGACAGCCUAACAAGUAAGAUUCAGCAGUUAACUGAGACGCUAGAUAGUGUAUCAAGUGAAAAAGACCGGCUAUUGGCUGAGAGAACUAGUCAUUCUUGUCAGCUUAAAGAACAAAUGUCAUCCACUACUGAAGAAAAAGAUGAGCUACAAAAACUUCUUCAGGACAUCAGGUCUGAACGGGACCAGCUCAGCAUGGAAUUGCAAAAAACCUCUGAGAUGUAUAUUGAAACGAGUGCUGAACUGGAAUGUGCUCUAAGUAAACUGAAGGAGAGAAGCCUGAGCGACGUGUCUGUUCAAGUGGAUGCACUGGAUAACGCAGAACAGAUGGAUGAUGACAGCCUGAAGGCAAAAACCAUGCAAAUUAAGGAGCUUCUGGAGCUAUUCGCAAGUGUGGAGAAGAGGUAUGAGUGUCUCACCAUGAUGUCUCGUAGUAAGGAGGAGGAUCUGAAUAGCCAGAAAGCAGUGAUAGCUGCGAUACUGACUCAGCUUUCACCAGAACAAAAUAAGCAAGUCAAAAGACUCCAAAUGGAAAAUGAGAAAAUCAACACUCAUUUCCAGCGUUUAUUGGACAGACUCAAGAAAAUGGAGUAUCAUGCUACUGUGAACAAGUAUGCAAUGGAAUUGCUUGAGGAAAAGAGAAAACAAGAUCAGCUGCAAGCUCAAAUUCGGUGUCUCAAGGAGUUUCAUUUGAACCAGAAGGAAAUACCUUCUCGAGUGGUAAACGUCGGCGAAGUGCUGCAGAGUUUGCAUUCGGAUGCAGAGAAUAUUAUCGAAGACAUAGCAGAAAUGGAAAGCGAACUUCUCAGCAUAGAGGCAGAGUUACAGAAGGAAGAAAGUGCUGGAAAAGAAACAGCACGGUUCUGGGAAGCUUGUUCAGGACUCCACUGUGAUGCAGAAGAACUUAAAGAAGCGCUAAGAAAAGACAAUGAAAGGCUUUUACAAGUCAUUAAGUUCUGGACUGCAAAAGUGAAGACAUUCUCUCCACUGAAUUCAGAGUUGAAUGACAGAACUUCCAACUACUGCAAAAAUGCUGAUGCUGAAUACAAACAGACAAAAGAGAAAACUGAAGAGUUGCUUCAGGAACUAAACACCCUUAAGGAACAACUGGCCCCUGGUGGCUCUGCUCAUCUUCUGCUAGAAGAAGAAAACAACAGACUUCAUAACCGCUUAAAGGCUGCAGAACAAGAUAAAAAGGCUAUGGAAGUAAAAAUCCAAAAGUUGGAAAACAUAGUAAAGGAAGAGGAAAAAAAUGUCAGAGAAAAAGAUGACAGGAUUAAUCAGUUACAAGCACAGAUGAAAGUAAAAGCAGCUACGAGUGAGCUCACCCAGCUGGAAGCCAAACUGAAUGAGACAGAGAAAUGCCUCAGCACUGUCCUAGCAGAAAAUCGGAGUCUCCAGGAAAAAUUAAAUAAAGGUGCCGAGUUGUACAAAGAAGAAAUUGAUAAUCUCAAAACACAGUUGGUAAGAUAUGACAUGGACAGAACGAAGCAAUCAAAGAUUUUUGAUAUGCAACUUGCUAAUUAUAAAGCUGUUGCAGAACACCAAGAAGAACAGUUAAGAAAGCUAAAAGAAGAACUCAGAAGAGCACAGCAAGAUCAAGACGUUACUGUGGUGUCUAAAGAAACUCCUCAGCAAUACCAAAAGCCCCUUACUUGUGGUGGUGGCAGUGGUAUAGUUCAGAGCACACACGUGCUUGUUUUAAAAUCUGAACAAGCGAAGCUACAGAAAGAGAACUUGCAGCUGAAGAAACAAAUUGAUGAUCUACUAAGUAAUGAGGCUCAAUUGAAAGACGAAUUUAGAAAAUGGAAAGAGAGAGCGCUAAAAUUGAAAGAAAAAUUUUCAAGAGAGACAGUACCAAGGUCUCCAGGGAAGAAAGUGUCAGAUUCCCUUAAAGAGCAAAUUCCGUCCUUCAAAGAGCCUCUUUCUCAGGAAACGGUGACUCAGGAUGCAUCAAAGCCUCUGCCACUGACGCGUCCAACAAAUUUCUUUGAUAAUUCCAAUUUAGGUACGCUAACAGAUGUGCCACCUGCAGGAACAGAGCUCAAAGAAGAACCUCUUAGCCAGUGGCUUGGAGCUUCAGAGAAAGAUAAAGCCCCUGAUUGUACUACCCAGUGA
This is a messenger RNA of Anas platyrhynchos (mallard), 11155 nucleotides long. NCBI's taxonomy places the organism in Eukaryota, Metazoa, Chordata, Aves, Anseriformes, Anatidae. The record is from RefSeq and is a predicted model, not a curated record.